UCAUCAUCAUCAUAAAUCAGUCUUGGAAGAAGAUUCUAGAGGUAUCUUGCAUACUACUCUGUUGUUUCUGAGAGAGAAAUCCAAAGGAAACACCAUGCCAGGUUCACAUAUCAUUGACAUACCACCACCCGAAGAAGGAAAAGAUGAUGACUCCGGCUCCAGCUCCAGCUCCAGCUCCAGCUCCGACGAAGACUCCGACGACAACGACUCGAUGAAAAAUCAUCCUUCGUCCGUUUCAGGAGAACCAUCAAAAGCCAACUCUCCUGGAUCCUCACCACCCAAGGUUCCUCCGUCGUCACCGUCAUCAUCGACUGUAUCUUCUACGACACCGCCCAACUCUGGUCAAUUGCAACAACAACAACUACUACAAGCUCCUCCGCAAGAUGAUCAUCAUGAAUUCGUGGGCAACCUCAUUCUCAGCUUGAUAUUUGUCGACGCCAUUACUAUUACCUUUAUGGUGGUGUGGUAUAUUUUUCAUAGAAGGCCAUGAUCACUACUGUUAUUGAUUCAGCAAGUUCAAGCAAUACAUGUGAUAAUAUGAGAAGCUGAAUCAAAUUUACAACUAUAGUGGAUAAUUUUUGCCUUGACUUCAUUGAGACUAAUGUUGAAUAUGAUUUCUUUGUUAGCAUUACAACCAUUUGUAGUGUAGAUGUAUUGAUAUUAUCUGCAUACACACAUUUAUAGUUCCUAUGCUUUUUACAUAAUAUGAAGGAUAUUUGAAUAAAUCUCUUUUUUUCUUUAA
Messenger RNA from Lathyrus oleraceus (garden pea), 742 nucleotides. RefSeq lists its product as uncharacterized. Lineage: Eukaryota; Viridiplantae; Streptophyta; Magnoliopsida; Fabales; Fabaceae. The coding region runs from base 95 to 490 and encodes 131 amino acids. The transcript has 2 exons. The record is from RefSeq and is a predicted model, not a curated record.